AUGGCCUUUGAUGGCCGCGACGGCUUCACGGGGGCCCACGAUGCCCCCGAGCCGCGGCCAAGGGUACGGGGCAGACGGCCCGUCACCGACUAUGGCGCAACCAUCGUCCACUGGAUGCGUCAUCGCCAGCCCAGAUAUAAGGGGUCCUAUGCUGGCGAGAUAGAACGCCCAAGCCACAGCUAUAUUGUUGAUAUGCUCCCUCCCCAUGCCAGGAUAACAAGCCCAGCAGACUCGGUGCCAACAAGGCACCUGCACUCCUCCCUCAACAAGAUCAAGCACCCCAUUAACGUGGUGCGCUGGACGCCCGAAGGCCGCCGUCUGCUGACAGCUUCUAGCAGCGGCGAGUUCACGCUCUGGAACGGCACGGGCUUCAACUUCGAGACCAUUAUGCAGGCCCACGACUCGGCUAUCCGCGCUCUAGCUUACUCGCAUAGCGACGACUGGCUGGUGUCGGCUGACCACGACGGCAUUAUCAAGUACUGGCAGCCCAACUUCAACAACGUCGAAAGCAUCCGCGGCCACCAGGACCCCAUCCGCGACCUGGCCUUCAGCCCCAACGACACCAAAUUCGUCACUGCCUCCGACGACUCGACCCUCCGAAUCUUCGACUUCGCCGCCGGCGCAGCCGAGUCAACCCUUACUGGCCACGGCUGGGACGCCAAAAGCUGCGACUGGCACCCGACAAAGGGCCUGAUCGUCUCCGGUUCCAAGGAUCACUUGGUGAAGUUGUGGGACCCUCGCACAGGCCGCUGCCUCACCACCCUGCACGGCCACAAGAACACCAUCACCAAGACCCUCUUCGAGCGCGUCCGGGGCCAAUGCCUAGCGACCUCAGCCCGCGAUCAAACCGCCCGUGUAUUCGACCUCCGCAUGAUGCGCGACAUCGUCCUGCUGCGCGGCCACGACAAGGAUAUCUCGACCCUCGCUUGGCAUCCCAUCCACAGCAACCUGCUCAGCACAGGCGGCUCCGACGGCGCCCUCUUCCACUACCUCCUCGACGAGCCGAACACUCCGCCUGGCCACUCAACUUCCAUCGCCCCCUACGACAGCCCCGACCCGCUUUCGACUCCUGCGCAGACGAUUUACCCCGCCCAUCGCAUCCCCUACGCGCACGACUUCGCCAUCUGGUCUUUGGAUUGGCACCCGCUGGGUCAUAUUUUAGCCUCCGGGUCGAACGACCGCAUCACGCGGUUUUGGGCACGCGCGAGGCCCGGUGAGGCAGACAAUUUCAAUUCGCGGUACCACAUCGGCGAGGCGGCGGCCGAGGCGCAAGGGACGUGGGAUCGUCGCGGGCAUAGACACAUGCGUCAGGCUGAGGAAGAACAAGAAUUGGAGGAUGAGAUGGAUGGGUUGGUCGACCAAAAGAUGCCGCUUAAGCAUCAGCGGGAGCAGAUGCAGCAACAAGCGGCCCAAGCCCAGGCCGCUGCCUCCCAACCGCCAGCUCUACCGGGUCUCCCUGGAAUCCCUGGGCUGCCGCAACCAUCGACUUCCUCUGCUGGUGCGCUGCCAGGUCUUAUUCCCCCUCCGCCCCCCAUCAUACCCGGCGUUGGUGCGGGCGCAGUCCCGCCCCUGCCGUUCCCCCUUCCCCCUCCAGGCACGAUACCUCCUCCUUUGCCAGGCUUGUUACCCUCCGCGGAUGGAAAGGGGACGCCAGACUUUGCAGCCAUAGCAGAGAUGAUGAAAAAAGCUGGCAUCAUGCCCCCUCUCCCGCCAGGGGGACAAUUACCCCCUGGUUUUGUGCCGCCUCCACCACCGGGAGCUGGGGCAGGGUUUGCGGGGCUGCCGGGGUUGGGGUUCCCCCCAGUACCAGGGUUUAUGAGUGAACAGCAGCAGCAGCAGCAGCAGCAGCAACAACAACAACAACAACAACAACAACAGGGCCAGAAAAGAGAGGAGGGAGGGAGUGGGAGUGGGAGUGGGGGGAUAAGAAAGAGGGCACCGCUGCCGAGUCAGGAGGAGAGCUUGAGGAUGGAGCAGAGUAGGGGGAAUUAUACUAGGCCGAGGUGA
Messenger RNA from Thermochaetoides thermophila DSM 1495, 2007 nucleotides. Its product is annotated as putative polyadenylation protein. The record is from RefSeq and is a predicted model, not a curated record. Gene Ontology annotation, molecular function: protein binding. The transcript is spliced from 3 exons. NCBI's taxonomy places the organism in Eukaryota, Fungi, Ascomycota, Sordariomycetes, Sordariales, Chaetomiaceae. Gene Ontology annotation, cellular component: mRNA cleavage and polyadenylation specificity factor complex. Bases 1 to 2007 code for a protein of 668 amino acids.